GAAAUUCACGGACGCGACAGCAGAGUUAGCGUAAGCGGAAUAAAAACAACUGGAACUCAUGAUUAAGAUGCAGUCAGAUGAACAUACCGAGGACUAAAAACCAGCCAAAUUCAAACAAAUGUGCCGGGCGCUGACGUGAACUGGACUAUGAAUUACUACACCUCUGUCUGUGUGAUUUUGUUGGGUUUGUACUCUUGUGGAUGUUUUCAAAGUGUUACUGCCUGUAAAAGUGAACCAGAGACUCCAGACUGGAGAUUGACUCUAAAAACGAUCCGUAACGGAAUACACAAGAUAGACACGUACUUGAACGCUGCUCUGGACCUGUUUGGUGGAGAUGACGGUCUGUGUCAUUACAAAUGCAGUGAUGGCUACAAGCCGGUGCCUCGUCCUGGAUACAAAGCACCACCACCCAAUGGAUGUGGAUCCCCUUUGUUUGGAUUUCAGUUCGACAUAGGUAUCCCAUCCAUGACCAAAUGUUGUAAUCGGCACGACCGCUGCUAUGACACCUGCGGACAAGAGAAAUACGACUGUGAUGCACAGUUCCAGGAUUGUCUUGAGACCAUCUGCAGGAAUGUGCAAAGGACUCUGGGAUUGGCCCAGAGUGUCCAAGCUUGCGAGUCUGCAGUGACUCUGCUGUUUGACGCUGUUAUGCACUUGGGAUGUAAGCCGUACCUGGACAGCCAGAGGGACUCAUGUGUGUGUCAGUAUGAAAUGAAGAGGGAUCUGUGACACAGCCACAAAAAAAAGAUCUGGAUCUACUGGUAAAGAAUAACAACACUGAAUAAUACAGUGCCAGCAAUACACCUCUCCCUCAGGUUUUCUCAGGGAUUAAGUGUCUUUGGCCUGGGCUGACUCUGCCCCUCUGCUUCCAUCUAUUUGAGUCUGAAACUGCAAACAUUUGUUUUGAGUUUUGAGAGGAGUGAAUCAAUAUUUCUGUAAUGAAGUUUAUAAUUUGUAGAUGUUUUGACUGUGCAAUAGUGUUGCACUGAAGACAAGGUGUGCAACUUUUUCCUCAUGUUUGGACUCUCAGGCUGCCAUAUACUACUUUUUAUGGGGUUUUAUUUCUCAGAGAAUCACUUUGAAAAUGUUGGGUUAUAUAUUGUUGCUUGUUGAAGUGGAACACUUCACUUGAUUAAUUUAAAUUAAAUGGUUUAGAAGCUAAAGUGAGAGUUUUUGUUCUUUCUAAGGAUUUAGUAUACUGCAGGUUAGUUGAACUUCCACAAUGUGAAUGUUCUUUACUGACAAGCACACAGUUGAACAAACAGUUAAGUAAAAAACAAAAAUAUGCACUAUAUUUAAUACCACAUAAUACAUGCACACAUACAUAUAUAUUUUUAAUAUAGUCAAAAAUGUUUGUAUCCAUAGCAUCUAAUAAAGCUGCAGUUCUCAACAAUAUGUGCAAGAUAGUUCACAGAAGUGAAGGCCCUGGUGGAGUGAAAUUAAACAAUGUACUACUGUGAAAACUUGUGGUAAACUGAUGCAGAAUAAAGAAAUACACUCUUA
Cheilinus undulatus (humphead wrasse) is the source of this 1503-nucleotide messenger RNA. RefSeq names its product phospholipase A2, group XIIA (gene pla2g12a). The record is from RefSeq and is a predicted model, not a curated record. Gene Ontology annotation, cellular component: extracellular region. Gene Ontology annotation, biological process: phospholipid metabolic process; arachidonate secretion; lipid catabolic process. Bases 148 to 729 code for a protein of 193 amino acids. The transcript is spliced from 4 exons. Gene Ontology annotation, molecular function: calcium ion binding; A2-type glycerophospholipase activity. Lineage: Eukaryota; Metazoa; Chordata; Actinopteri; Labriformes; Labridae.